AUGUCGGCUCCUGUCGGGCCCCGGGGCCGCCCGGCUCCCACCCCGGCGGCCUGUCAGCCGCCCCUGCAGCCCGAGAUGCCGGACCUCAGCCACCUCACGGAGGAGGAGAGGAAAAUCAUACUGGCCGUCAUGGAUCGGCAGAAGAAAGAAGAGGAGAAGGAGCAGUCCGUGCUGAAAAAACUGCAUCAGCAGUUUGAAAUGUAUAAGGAGCAGGUAAAGAAGAUGGGAGAAGAAUCACAACAACAACAAGAACAGAAGGGUGAUGCCCCAACCUGUGGUAUAUGCCACAAAACAAAGUUUGCUGAUGGAUGUGGCCAUAACUGUUCAUAUUGCCAAACAAAGUUCUGUGCUCGUUGUGGAGGUCGAGUGUCAUUACGCUCAAACAAGGUUAUGUGGGUAUGUAAUUUGUGCCGAAAACAACAAGAAAUCCUCACUAAAUCAGGAGCGUGGUUUUAUAAUAGUGGAUCUAAUACCCCACAGCAACCUGACCAAAAGGUUCUUCGAGGACUGAGAAAUGAGGAGGCUCCUCAGGAGAAGAAAGCAAAACUACAUGAGCAGGCCCAGUUCCAAGGACCCUCAGGUGACUUAUCUGUACCUGCAGUGGAGAAAAGUCGAUCUCAUGGGCUCACAAGACAGGAUUCUAUUAAAAAUGGGUCAGGCGUGAAGCACCAAAUUGCCAGUGACAUAGCUUCAGACAGGAAAAGGAGUCCAUCAGUGUCCAGAGAUCAGAAUAGAAGAUACGACCAACAGGAAGAAAGAGAGGAAUAUUCACAGUAUGCUACUUCGGAUAGCGCAAUGCCUAGAUCUCCAUCAGAUUAUGCUGAUAGGCGAUCACAACGUGAACCUCAGUUUUAUGAAGAAUCUGAUCAUUUAAGUUAUAGGGACUCCAACAGGAGAACUCAUAGGCAUUCCAAAGAAUAUAUUGUAGAUGAUGAGGAUGUGGAAAGCAGAGAUGAAUAUGAGAGACAAAGGAGAGAGGAGGAGUACCAGGCACGCUACAGAAGUGAUCCGAAUUUGGCUCGUUAUCCAGUCAAGCCACAACCCUAUGAAGAGCAAAUGCGUAUCCAUGCUGAAGUGUCCCGAGCACGGCAUGAGAGAAGGCAUAGUGAUGUUUCUUUGGCAAAUGCUGAACUGGAAGAUUCCAGGAUUUCUAUGCUAAGGAUGGACCGACCAUCGAGGCAAAGAUCUAUAUCUGAACGUAGAGCUGCCAUGGAAAAUCAGCGAUCUUAUUCAAUGGAAAGAACUCGAGAGGCUCAGGGACCAAGUCCUUACGCACAAAGGACCACAAACCAUAGUCCUCCUACCCCCCGGAGGAGUCCAAUACCCAUUGACAGAGCAGACAUGAGGCGUACUGACUCACUAAGGAAACAACACCACUUAGAUCCUAGCUCUGCUGUAAGGAAAACGAAACGAGAAAAAAUGGAAACGAUGUUAAGGAAUGAUUCUCUCAGUUCAGACCAGUCAGAGUCAGUGAGACCUCCACCACCAAAGCCUCAUAAAUCAAAGAAAGGAGGUAAAAUGCGCCAGGUUUCAUUGAGCAGUUCAGAGGAGGAAUUGGCUUCCACACCUGAGUAUACAAGUUGUGAUGAUGUUGAGAUUGAAAGUGAGAGUGUAAGUGAAAAAGGAGACAUGGAUUACAACUGGUUGGAUCAUACGUCUUGGCAUAGCAGUGAGGCAUCCCCAAUGUCUUUGCACCCUGUGACCUGGCAGCCAUCUAAAGAUGGAGAUCGUUUAAUUGGUCGUAUUUUAUUAAAUAAGCGUCUGAAAGAUGGAAGUGUACCUCGGGAUUCAGGAGCAAUGCUUGGCUUGAAGGUAUGUAAUAAAAUGUAUGAGAUUUUGGCUCUAUGCUCCUUUACAGAUUUACCAGAAAGAGAUAUACCUAGAAUACCUGAUAGCACACAUGCACAACUGGAGUCCAGUUCUAGCUCAUUUGAAUCUCAAAAAAUGGAUCGUCCUUCUAUUUCUGUUACCUCUCCCAUGAGUCCUGGCAUGUUGAGGGAUGUUCCACAGUUCUUAUCAGGACAACUUUCAAGCCAAAGCCUUAGUAGAAGAACAACGCCUUUUGUUCCUAGGGUUCAGAUAAAACUGUGGUUUGACAAGGUUGGUCACCAAUUAAUAGUUACAAUUUUGGGAGCAAAGGAUCUCCCUUCGAGGGAAGAUGGGAGGCCAAGGAAUCCUUAUGUUAAAAUUUACUUUCUUCCAGAUAGAAGUGAUAAAAACAAGAGAAGAACUAAAACAGUAAAGAAAACAUUAGAACCCAAAUGGAACCAAACAUUCAUUUAUUCUCCAGUCCACCGACGAGAAUUUCGGGAACGAAUGCUGGAGAUUACUCUUUGGGAUCAAGCUCGAGUUCGGGAGGAAGAAAGUGAAUUCUUAGGAGAGAUUUUAAUUGAAUUAGAAACAGCAUUAUUAGAUGAUGAACCACAUUGGUACAAACUUCAGACCCAUGAUGUCUCUUCAUUGCCACUUCCCCACCCUUCUCCAUAUAUGCCACGAAGACAACUCCAUGGAGAGAGCCCAACACGGAGGUUGCAAAGGUCAAAGAGAAUAAGUGAUAGUGAAGUCUCUGACUAUGACUGUGAUGAUGGAAUUGGUGUAGUAUCAGAUUAUCGACACAAUGGUCGAGAUCUUCAAAGCUCAACAUUAUCAGUGCCAGAACAAGUAAUGUCAUCAAACCAUUGUUCACCAUCAGGGUCUCCUCAUCGAGUAGAUGUUAUAGGAAGGACUAGAUCGUGGUCACCCAGUGUCCCUCCUCCACAAAGCCGGAAUGUAGAACAGGGACUUCGAGGGACACGCACCACUACUGGACAUUAUAAUACAAUUAGCCGAAUGGAUAGACAUCGUGUCAUGGAUGACCAUUAUUCUCCAGAUAGAGACAGGGAUUGUGAAGCAGCAGAUAGACAGCCAUAUCACAGAUCCAGAUCAACAGAACAGCGGCCUCUCCUUGAGCGGACCACCACCCGCUCCAGAUCCACUGAGCGUCCUGAUACAAACCUCAUGAGGUCGAUGCCUUCAUUAAUGACUGGAAGAUCUGCCCCUCCUUCACCUGCCUUAUCGAGGUCUCAUCCUCGUACUGGGUCUGUCCAGACAAGCCCAUCGAGUACUCCAGUGGCAGGACGAAGGGGCCGACAGCUUCCACAGCUUCCACCAAAGGGAACGUUGGAGAGAAGUGCUAUGGAUAUAGAGGAGAGAAAUCGCCAAAUGAAAAUUAACAAAUACAAACAGGUAGCCGGAUCAGAUCCCAGACUGGAACAAGAUUACCAUUCGAAGUAUCGAUCAGGAUGGGAUCCUCAUAGAGGGGCAGAUAAUAUUUCCAAUAAAUCUUCGGACAGUGAUGUAAGUGAUAUAUCUGCGGUUUCAAGGACUAGUAGUGCUUCUCGUUUCAGCAGCACAAGCUACAUGUCUGUCCAAUCAGAACGGCCAAGAGGAAACAAGAAAAUCAGUGUCUUUACAUCCAAAAUGCAAAGCAGACAAGUGGGCGUGUCAGGGAAGAACAUGACCAAAAGCACCAGCAUCAGUGGAGACAUGUGCUCGCUGGAGAAGAACGACGGCAGCCAGUCUGACACGGCAGUGGGUGCCUUGGGCACCAGCGGCAAAAAGCGGCGUUCUAGCAUUGGGGCCAAAAUGGUAGCUAUUGUGGGUCUCUCACGGAAAAGUCGCAGCGCUUCUCAGCUCAGCCAGACGG
Molecule: messenger RNA, 3685 nt
Organism: Propithecus coquereli (Coquerel's sifaka)
Lineage: Eukaryota; Metazoa; Chordata; Mammalia; Primates; Indriidae
Product: regulating synaptic membrane exocytosis protein 2
Exons: 20
Biological process (GO): regulation of synaptic plasticity; calcium ion-regulated exocytosis of neurotransmitter; intracellular protein transport
Cellular component (GO): cytoskeleton of presynaptic active zone; presynaptic membrane
Molecular function (GO): transmembrane transporter binding; small GTPase binding
Source: RefSeq, a predicted model, not a curated record